Molecule: messenger RNA, 6416 nt
Organism: Mauremys mutica (yellowpond turtle)
Lineage: Eukaryota; Metazoa; Chordata; Testudines; Geoemydidae
Gene: SMAD3
Product: SMAD family member 3
Exons: 12
Coding region: 311-1582 (423 amino acids)
Biological process (GO): anatomical structure morphogenesis; cell differentiation; BMP signaling pathway
Cellular component (GO): heteromeric SMAD protein complex
Molecular function (GO): I-SMAD binding; RNA polymerase II cis-regulatory region sequence-specific DNA binding; DNA-binding transcription factor activity, RNA polymerase II-specific
Source: RefSeq, a predicted model, not a curated record
GGUUACCUAGAUUUUCAGUUGUGCUAGUCUCUUAAUACAAGUUCAGCUUCUCUCAGCCCCUGUUGGAACAACAUUGUUUUUGCCUUACUCAAGGUAAAUUGGGCUCAAGGAUGUUGUCCGAUACACAUUGAUUGCCAAAUGAAAUGUGGUUAAUGCAUAUAAAAUAUGCAAAGAUUAAUCCAAAAAAGGGAAUGAAGACAAUCCUUAAAGUCAGACUGGAUUUAGGUCGUGUGUUUCCAUGGGCCUGCAGAGGUGAAACUGAGGGCAGGAGCUGGUCCAAAGAAGACGACUACAAAGGAAGUCUGAUGCAAUGUCGCCCACCUGCUCCAGGAAGAGAGAGCGGCUCCUGGGCUGGAAGAAAGGGGAGCAGAACGGGCAGGAGGAGAAAUGGUGCGAGAAGGCGGUGAAGAGCCUGGUGAAGAAGCUGAAGAAGACGGGGCAGCUGGACGAGCUGGAGAAGGCGAUCACCACGCAGAACAUCAACACCAAGUGCAUCACCAUCCCCAGAUCACUAGAUGGCCGGUUGCAAGUAUCCCACCGUAAAGGGCUUCCCCAUGUAAUCUACUGCCGGCUAUGGCGUUGGCCAGACCUUCAUAGCCACCAUGAGCUGCGUGCCAUGGAGAUGUGCGAGUAUGCCUUUAACAUGAAGAAAGAUGAAGUCUGUGUCAACCCCUAUCACUACCAAAGAGUGGAGACUCCAGUUUUACCUCCAGUGCUGGUACCAAGGCACACAGAGAUUCCAGCAGAGUUCCCGCCAUUAGACGAUUAUAGUCAUUCCAUUCCAGAGAACACUAACUUCCCGGCAGGUAUUGAGCCACAAAGCAACUACAUUCCAGAGACACCUCCUCCAGGUUACCUGAGUGAGGAUGGAGAAACCAGUGACCAUCAGAUGAACCACAGCAUGGAUGCAGGUUCUCCAAAUUUAUCUCCAAAUCCUAUGUCCCCAGCACAUAAUAAUCUGGAUCUGCAGCCUGUUACCUACUGCGAGCCAGCUUUCUGGUGCUCUAUAUCCUACUAUGAACUCAACCAGCGAGUAGGGGAGACAUUCCAUGCUUCACAGCCUUCGAUGACCGUGGAUGGCUUCACCGAUCCCUCUAACUCAGAACGCUUCUGUCUUGGCUUAUUGUCUAAUGUGAACAGAAAUGCAGCGGUGGAGCUCACAAGACGACACAUUGGAAGAGGAGUAAGGCUGUACUACAUUGGAGGAGAGGUGUUUGCCGAGUGCCUUAGCGACAGUGCCAUUUUUGUCCAGUCUCCUAACUGUAACCAACGCUACGGCUGGCACCCUGCAACUGUUUGCAAGAUUCCACCAGGGUGUAACUUGAAGAUUUUUAACAACCAGGAAUUUGCAGCCCUUUUGGCUCAGUCUGUGAAUCAGGGUUUCGAGGCUGUGUAUCAGCUGACCAGAAUGUGCACAAUCCGAAUGAGCUUUGUCAAGGGCUGGGGAGCUGAAUACAGGCGGCAGACUGUGACCAGUACCCCCUGCUGGAUUGAACUGCAUCUUAAUGGCCCUUUGCAGUGGCUAGACAAGGUCCUUACACAAAUGGGUUCCCCAAGCAUUCGUUGUUCCAGUGUAUCUUAAGGAAACAUCUCCUUGGGGGGCAAAACAAGAACUCUGGAAAAUGGAAUCAGUUUAACCCUUAGCAAAAAGCAUAAUAAAUAAAUUCUCUAUAGUAUUCACAUGAUCAGAAAAAACAUGAAUUGCAAAAACAAGAGGUUAUUUUUAAAUGAAGUGCUCAUUUUAAGCCACUUCCCUGAAACUGUGUUAGCACAUAUUAUGGGCCAUUGGAGUAAGAAUUUGAAGCUGAUGUUUUUUCAUGCUAAGAACAUGGACUUCCGUUUUAGUGGCGUGUAGCAAACAUUCUGCAUUUAAAUCCUUGUUGUGCCUAUGUUGCCUCUGCUAUGUACAGCUCUGAUCACGGGGAAGCUGCUUUCACCAGGUGCUCUCUGGGUUGGGGGUUUUGUGUUACCGAACUUCAGCCCAAUGCAAUGUAGCAUCUCUGUAAAGCAGAUACUAUUGAACAUUGCUGCCAAGGCCUGCUUCUGCAUUACUCUCUGACAGCCUGGCAGGCAUGUCUCUGCCGUUUCUGAAUGAGCCCACCACAGCAGAGGUGUUAAAUAAAAACAACACACUCACAAAAGAGAUCCCUCCAACAAAGCACCGAGGAGUCCCCCAGAGGGAGUGUUUUUCCCUUGCCAGAAAGCGGGCAAUGAGGCAGGCCUGGCUUUGUGCGUGAGAUGUACAGUUAAUAUCACAGUAAUCUCAGAGACUGGGUUUACGUGAAGCAAAAGACUGAUGUUAAGGUUUGUUUUAAUGUCAUUGCAGUGAUAUUGAUUGGCUAGGGCAGCUCUCAGACAAGUGUUUGUAACUCAUUGCAAUUAGCUCUUGCCACAUCUGGAUGAGUUUAAGCCUUACUUGCUAGGUAGGCCAUUUGUAUUACUUACAUGAACUUUUGUAUUGUAUCCUCUCAAUAUGUUGAAUGGUGUCUUACACUUUUUAAAUUUUAUGGGCUUAGUGAACUUAGUGGUGGGGCAGAGGGAAGAGAGCUACCCAGUCCUUGCUGCCACAUUCAGAAAGAGCACAUGGGAGUAACCUGAUUUAGAGCAUACAGUGCUGUCACAUGCCACUCUACAAAUUUAGCUAUGACAUCUCAGAUACAGAAAUACUCUCUGUUGUUAAAGACUACUCUCAAGGUGUUUUGUUGCCUAUUGGAGAAAGUAUAAGGGGAGAACAUGUUUUUUACAUAUAUUAAAAAAAAAAUUAUAAUAUCCUCCCUUGACAGUUGUAAUGGUAGUUGUUCCCUGUUGUGACUGUCAUGGCAAGCAGAAAUAACCUCCACAACUGGAAAAAACAAACAAACCCACACUGCUUGCUACAAGCUAAAAUUUGCCAUACACAUUUUAUAACUUAUUCUUUGCCACUCAAUCAUCUGUUUCUCUUUGUUCCUGUUAAAUAUCAUAUGUGUUUGUGCCAAAAUGUCAAGAAAAAAGACUACCAUGUUCAGAAUUUCCUAUGGAAAUCUGAUGUAGAAAGUCAGUUACAAACCUACGUCUGACUCUGGGAAGCAUAGAAUGCUUUUUGCAGUGCUUUGUGAUAAAUAAAGCCUCAAUCUUGCAAGCACUUAUGCACACGAUGAACUUUUAGACGUGAGUAGUUCCAUUGAACUCCAUGCGACUACUCUUGUGUGUGCGCAUUUGCAGAAUCACGGCCUAAGUCUCAUCACUGGGCAGUGAGCUUUUGAUGCCAUUUCACAGAUGCACUUCAGGUGUCUGCAUGUAUCUGGUUUGUCUAUGUACUAAGGCUUUUAUACAUACUUAUUCCCUUGGUACCCAUUUAUGUACUGGCCAAAAUAAUUGGUUGCCAAAAUCACGUUUUUGUGUUUGGAGGCAUCCCAAGGGAAGCUACAAGGGAUCCUUUCUUUAGUAUGCAUACCGGACAAAUUCUCCUAGAUUUACCCUGCUACACAAGCUUUCUGUCCCUACAUACAGGAGAGUGACUAUGCUGUCAGUUUCACACUCAAAAUGCCCUUCAGGAGAUUCCUUGCCAAUGUUGUUUUCUCCUAGCAAAUAAAAGGAUGUUUUGGAGGACGACUUUCCAUCAAAGGUGAGAAUGACCUCUAGUGUGUAAUUCCGGAGCAGACUUGCAAUGGGACUUGUGCUCCCACUGAAGAAUCUUCCUCUGCAGCUUUGACUGGAUCUUUUGUGGAGCAUCAGUGCUUGAAUCAGAGUACUGGAGGUUUCUGUUGUUCACUAUUUCUGCAGUGCAUUUGAAUUUGUUUAACUCUGAAUGCCUGUGAUUCAUGCACUGAGGGGGGUGGGGUCUGAGUAAUAUGGUCUUUGCAAGCCAUUUAAAAAGAAUAGGUCUGACUGUCACUGUGGAUUGAUUUGUUAUACAUUGGCUUCUUUACUUUCAGAUUUCGGCUUCUGACAUAAUUGCAUGGAAAGAUCUAUUCUGGAGCUUAUUACAGAGCUGUUUUGAAUUGAUGUCAUGGUUUAAAAAAAAAAUUGCUAUGUAAAAAUGGCCCCAGGUUUCUUCCCUGAGCAUCUGUAGUCAGAUCUGCUUAUUUCACUGCACAAGCCGUUUUACCUCACAUAAUCGUGGAGGAAGCAGGCCUCCAUUCUCUCUGGGCCUUAGCAACAAAAAUUACAUCUUACAUUUCUGAUUGUUGAAUCUUUAUGACUCGUGAUGAUGUAAAACAGAAAACCCAGUUUGACUUUCAGAUUCCAAACUGAGUUUGCAGGGUAGUAGCUACGGGAAGGAGCCAGUUGUCUUUUUUUUUUUUAAUAUGAAGUUCCCGGAGAGAAUCUCCUUCUCUGAAUCUGAUUUGCAUAUGGACUUAUUUGGCAAAGCAGACAUCUGUUUUAUUUCGCAGAGGGUUAAAACCUGUAAUCCUUAUUAAUAUAUAGCACAAAAAGCAGUAUGCAGAUCAUGAUGGUAAACUAUGGUUAACAUCAUCAUUCCUGUAAAAUGAAUUCACCUAGAAAAUGUAAGUCUCUCAGGCAGUGCCUUCUCACUGAUUCAUAAUAGCUUUAUGGUUUUAAAGUCACCUUUUAAGUUCAAGAAGAAAGUACUGUACCUUUUAAACAGCCGAAAAGACGAGGGGAGGAGGGAAACAUUGUGAUCCAAGGGUUUUGUGUUGCACAGUUUCAAGUGGAUAUUGUACAGGUAAAAGCUUGUUCCCCAUCAGAUUUGGAACGUACUUAAUGUGUCUUAAUCAUGUCAUUUGUGGCUGACACUACUGAAAGGAAAUAGAUAGCACUUGGGCGUAGCUUACUGUACUCAGCAUUGCUCCAGAGGUGCAUGUGUGGGUUGUUUUGUUUUUUUACUUAUUUUCUAAAACUUUAUUAUGGUAGCUUUGAUAUGUAGCACAAAUGUAUGCAGUCUACCAUGCCUUAGCUUAGAUUACAUAUGUGUACUGGAAUAUCCUCUCAUUUAGCUGUAGUCUUGGCUAGUUGACCAGGAUUUCAUACAUUUUUGUUACAAGCAGAGUCAUUAGCAGGAACUUUGACUCUUUUUAAUUGGUGUAGCCAUACACAAGGGCACGGCUGCUGGCAGACGUUACAGAUGGCCUUGUGAUUUUUAAUGACUGUGGUGAAUUUUUUUAUUAUUAAUGUAUUGGACUGAAUUGCAGUGUGUAUUUUGUGUUUAGCUUGUCUUAGACUAAAAUCCAGUGCUAUAUACUUGAUUUAAUCAACAGCUAUAAAGUAUGUGUGUGCAAAGAGGGAGGAAUUGGAAGCAUAUCCAACUUUCCUCAAGGCUCUUGCUGCAAACAUUUAGCCAAGGAAUGAUGAUGGAUAGGUGACCUUUAGGAAAUAAUUUCUAUUCGACCAGUUUUCUCUCCUCUUAGAGGCAAGUAUACUUGGAACAGUACAGAGAUACUCUGUAGGGUGACAAAUUUUCAUAGCUGAGUCUGAAGCAGCUAGUGUAGACGUCCAUAUCUCAUUCCAGUUACUUACUGGAAGAAGCACUAGAAGGUAGAGCAUAGCUCUGCGAAAGACUUCAACAACACAAUAAAAUAAUCUCGGUGUGAGCUCUCCUGGUACUCCGAGGCACUGGGUAGGUAGAAGGAAUGGAAUAUCAAUAAACUGGUCUAAGCUAGAAUGAGAAAUUAUUAGUCACUAUAUAGUAGUUGAUUGAGCUGUAUGGUUAAGAAAUUUGGUAUAUUCUUUCACACGUUUUAAUAUUUAUCUAGUUUCUUCGAAUAUUCAGAUGAAUCAAAUAUUUAAUUUUUAACAGAAAGAGCGCUUCAGGGUUGAGAUUAAAGAUCUGAGGUUUCUCAUAUGCUCCUCUCUGAUGAUUGUUAAUAAUUAGGAUGUUACUGAUGUGAGAGCAGCUAGACAUCUGUCCUAGAGCUGAUCAGCAAAUCCUUGCAAAUUAAACAAAACAUGGACUUUGGUUCCAUUUACUUCAGUUUAUGUUGCAGAAGCCCUUGUUUGGGUGGCUGUUCUUUUGUCUUUUAACAAUAAAUGCCAUACACAGAUGGGCCAUUGCACUGCCCUCUUCAAGUCUUCUAGUUUGAUUAUUUUACAACAAAAUGAUACUUUAAAAAUAAUAAAAGAAAGCAUUACUCUGUAAAUGUUUUGAUUCAUCUUAUGCUUCCUCCCAUACGUGAAUGCUAGACCAAUCUGCACCAUUGCAUCCUGUUCCAUCUUGAGGAUGGAGGAGGCCCAGCUCUUUGUUUCUGGAGGGAAUUAUUCCGCCUUUUUGUAGCUGUCUAUGAUCAUGUUUGCAUUAGUAUUUAGAUUUUCUUAACCUGAGAUUGUAUGUUAAUGAAUGGUUCAGCUGCCUAUGUGCUUUAGCUUAAGCAUUAUUCAUUCACCUGUUGUUACUAAAGGCCUGUACCAUGUAUGCCCUCUUAUGUCAUAUGUGAAACUUCUAUUUUUGUCAUUUUAAUAAACUUUAAUUUGAAAAAUAA